This is a messenger RNA of Formica exsecta, 3985 nucleotides long. RefSeq names its product WD repeat-containing protein CG11141. Gene Ontology annotation, molecular function: protein binding. NCBI's taxonomy places the organism in Eukaryota, Metazoa, Arthropoda, Insecta, Hymenoptera, Formicidae. The record is from RefSeq and is a predicted model, not a curated record. The transcript has 10 exons. The coding region runs from base 729 to 2945 and encodes 738 amino acids.
UUCCACUUAACGACCGCAACGCUCACGGUAUCUUAUCCUUGUUGUUCACCGAAAGUUAAACAAAGACAGAUGAUGCUCGCGAGCGUUGCGGUUGUUAAAUGGAACGCGCCCUUUGUAAUGAACAGCUGUCUGUGAUCUACAAUAUAAGGUUAACUCUUCUCUAAAAGUUGUUUGGACCUUCCUAAGAGAAAUUGGCAGAAUAAUAUAGUAAAGGCUUGUUUUUAAAAUGAAAUAAUAAUCGGAAAGAGAAAUCAUACGAUAACACAUAAGUUCAUCGGUACCGAAGUAAAGGAAAAAAGAAGUGUAAGUGUCAAAAAAUCCGAAAAAUAACUACUCGGUUGACGGCAUGUACCCUCUUAUAUAAAAAGAAAAAUAUAAAGUUAACUCGUAGAAGCAUAUGAAAAAUUUCGAGUCUGAUUGACAGACACAAUUGUAUAGCUGCUAUAUAUAAUCGACGUAACCGUGUAGCAGCGAAGAAUUCGAAUGGAGAGCGCAUAGUAUUCUCUCAAUUAUUAAUUAACGAUAGAUUGCGGCGCAGAUACACUUUGCAAUAUUAUGCACUAUUAUGUACGCAAUACAAAUCGUAAUUGUGAAGCUGUAAUGAGAACUUCACGCUGUGUUACAAAGGAAAAAUAGAAGAGAACGCUUAAUUGUAAUUGAACUUUGCAAUUCUCUCUUCUCCUUCACAUUUCUCACAUCUUAAUUGAAGCAAAGUGUGUGUUAUAACAAUGACAACACCAAUGUGCGAGGAUGGUGGACCAUUAAGGGAAUGGGCACCACUUGCUGUCCUUUUACAACAGAUACCUGCCAAAAUACAAAAUGGUAUUUUUACACAAGAUAUUAAUUUUACUUGCAUCGCUGCCCUCACUGAAUUUAUCGCCAUUGGAACUAAUCAUGGGCUUGUUUACUGGUACAAUAGAGAAAAGCAGGAUCUGCAAAGAUUACGUUGUGAGAAUGUAAAUUCCAAAAUCACAAGCAUACAAGUAAUAUCUACAGUCGAUUAUAUGGUCGCUGCUGGCAAUGAACAUGGUGUUGUUACAGUUUUUCAAAUUCCCAAAAGUCCGCCUGAUUCAUUGCCAGACAGUUUAAAACCAAAACAGAAGAAACAGGUGGAAAGGUAUAGCAUAAGUGGUUUACACAGUACUGCGGUGACAGCAGUAGAGUGGUCUAAGAAUGGUAUGAAAUUAUUUAGUGGAGAUAAAGAUGGUUUAGUGGUCUUAACAGAGAUUGAUUUUUAUAUGUUUUUUUUCAAUAUAUCAAAAUUAUUAAAUGAGAAAUAUUCUGUGGUACAAUUGAGCUACCAACAAGGUUUGUUAUUAGUUUCAACUAUAUUACGUACAAUUUUGGUCAACAGAAAUGAAAAUGGGAAAGUAACACAGGUUGGCCAAAAAGAACGUAAAAUAUUAGGUAAACUAGGCGCGGUAUUUGGUUCUCGACAAAAUUAUGUACAAGAAUCAGUAAUCUAUGCAAGUAGACCAGGGUUGCGUCUAUGGCAAGCUGAUAAGAUUGGGACUGUAUUGAAAACACUCAUAUUUAAGGAUGCAGUUAGAUCAGGUCAUACAGAAGUGACGUUAUUAAAUCCUGCAUCGGAAGGCUCGAGAAAGAAUCGCGGUGAACCUUCGUUCGGCAUUGUAUUACCAUUUUGUGAUGAUUUAUUAGUAACAUAUUGUGACGAUGUAGUCUAUGUAGUAAAUCCAAAUACUAUUGCAAUAACAUCGAUCGUAAAUGAUUUACGACAUGUUACCGAUGUGGCUUGCACGAAAGACGAAAUAUUUAUACUGGAAGGAGAAAGAAAUAUUUUGCGUAUUGCCUAUUACCCUGAAAAUAAUAUUACAUCUGGAGAAACAAGCAAUAUGCUGGAUCCUUUAUUAUCAUUCGCUGAAUAUAGUAAACCCGUUGCCAAUGGUAUACUAGGACUAACUUCAAAAUUAAAGGAAAGUAAUAUAGUACCAACUAUUCCCUUUUCCAAAAUCAAUCCAACCAACAUUAUUCAAUCCGUAGGCAUUUUGCCGACUGUUGCUGUCGGUACCGACGCUAAUGUAAUUGCGAAUGCGGAAGAAGCUGUGGAAAUACCUCCAAUAGUUCCAAUAGAUUUAAAUACUACACUUAUAACGGAUAUUAACAAGAUACCGGAACAUAUUGAUACCAAUAAAAGAAAUGUAGAAGACAAGAGCAAUGAUCGCCGGGAAAUAUUCCAAAAAAUUGGCCAACAGGCAUUCGAGGAUGUUGUUUUUACGCCUGAAAGAAAACAGAAGAAAUCUCGGAUUAAAGUAGUGAAUGGAAGUGAGAGUGUCAUAUCGCCACAUGACAACACUGAUGAUUUGUCAAGUAGUUUAGGUACUGAUCAUAUGAAUACUAACAAGACAACGACAACUUAUUCCUCUUUAAUGCAAUUGAGUCUCGAUGAUGAUUUUAUAUUGAAGUCGGACCGAGAUUUAGAAACAAUUCAACGAGACGUAGAAGAUAAGGAGAAAUUGUUAGCAGAUGUUCUCGAUUUUGACUUGUCCAAGUACAUGACGAGUAGCCGAAUAAACAAAGAUGAUUCGAAUAUAUCUAAUCACAUGAAUACUAUAACAUGUAUCAAUUGUAAUGUACAUUCCAAUGCGAUGAACGGAGAACAGGAUGCGAACAAGGAAAACGAGAAUAUAGAACAGAGCGAUCACACGGAAACCGAGUCGGGGGAGGAAGAUGUUAGUUAUCGCACCGAACUAAAGCGAUUAGAAGAUCUUGGAGAAUGCAGAAAGACCCUUUUACAAAACAAACUGGACGAUAUCCCACCAACUCAUAAUAAUUUCGUUGAUAUUCGACAAGUACCGCCGAUGGAUCGAGACGAACUGGAACAUCAAUUUAAUGCUUUAGCAAAGGAAUGUGCCACAUCUGUUAUUCUCGAGGAAGAAGAUUGGGUUUUAGUCAAAGAUGAUAUACCUUCGAUCACGAUGUUUUAAGCACGAAUUGCUUCACAUCUUAUACAUAAGUAUACUAUUGUUAAAAAAUAAUAAAUUAUUACGUGAUAUGCAUGACAACAGCAAUUACUAAUCUUUUCACUAUCAAUUUUUCUUCUAUGGAAUAUAUAUCUUAUUGAUUGUAAAAGGGUUAAACUUUUUUGGCUGUUGUCAAAUAUCGUCAAUUUAUAAAUUAUUGGACUGCACAAAAAUAUUGUUUCAAGUAAUUCAUAAUUUUAGAUAUCACAAAUAUUAGAUAUAGAUAAAAUGAAUUAUUAUAAAAUAAAUAACUACAAAAUAAUGCAUGUAAUCUUGGAAAAUGCAUAAUUUGGAAUUAUUUUCACUAGCAGGCAAAAUUAUAUUUUGCAUAUAAAAAAAAUUAUCAAUAUUGAAAAAUAAUAUUAGUGUUGUUGCCUUAAUAUUUUAAACUUAAAAAUUAAUAUUAUUAAUACAUUUGUGAUUAAUGAACAUACAAUCUUUUUUUUGAAUCAACAAUUUUAUAAAAUAUAUAAUAAAUAUUAUUUACUAAGUUUGCAAUUCGAAUUAUAUGUUGACAUAUACAUCUAAGUUAAUUGUAAACAUAGUAAAUAAUAUUUAUUAACUAUUAAAUAAUUAUACAUUUUUUGCAUAAUUAAAUAGUAUUUUUGCAUAAUAUCCUAGUGUUAUCAAACAUUCCAAAAAUAUGCUAUUCAUCUAGAUUUAAUAUAUAAAUGUAAAUUAAUACAUGCAACAAAUUUCGUAUACAUUUAUGUAUAACACUUACUAUUGGCGUCUUUGUAUUAUAAAUUUGUAAGUUUUAGAACAUAUAUAUAUACAUAAACAAUGAUUUUAAAAAUGUAAGGUUCAACAAUAUCUUUUGGCAUUAUUUACUUAUUACUUUGAAUAUAUUAUUCAUUUAUAUCUAGUUUUGUAAUAUAUAUUUGUUUGUGCUUGGGGAGGGGGGGAGAUCAAAGCAGAAAUAGUAUGUAAAUAUGAGAGAUUUACAUUAUAUGGCUCUAAAAUAAAUCGUUUUGCCACAUAUCAAUUAGUAUGCUGUAAUAUAU